Messenger RNA from Helobdella robusta, 1350 nucleotides. RefSeq lists its product as hypothetical. Gene Ontology annotation, molecular function: ABC-type transporter activity; ATP hydrolysis activity; ATP binding. The coding region runs from base 1 to 1350 and encodes 449 amino acids. Gene Ontology annotation, cellular component: membrane. Gene Ontology annotation, biological process: transmembrane transport. The record is from RefSeq and is a predicted model, not a curated record. The transcript has 11 exons. Lineage: Eukaryota; Metazoa; Annelida; Clitellata; Rhynchobdellida; Glossiphoniidae.
AUGACCUUCUACUACGGCGUAUCUUCCGGUCAGAUCAUCAAUAGGUUUUCAAAAGAUUUGGACGUUCUCGACUUGACAUUGGCCGAUCUAACUCAUCGAAUUAUUUAUCACCUGACCUCAUUCGUGGGAACCCUUGUCGUUGUUGUCAUCACCAUUCCUUUGUAUUUCUCCGUGGUUCUCAUCCUUCUUUUCUUCUUUUUUGCACUUCAACACUACUACCUACCGACUGUCUGCCAGUUGAAGUGGUUGAGUUCAAAUUCUCGCUCUCCCAUUUACACACACGUCUGUGAGACUGUUGAUGGACUGGCAUCGAUAAAAGCUUUCAACAAGCAAAAGAUGUUUGUGCGGAAGUUUGAAAAACUGGUCAAUGAGAACAUUUCAUACGAAUGCGCUAUCAAUGCUGCUGACAGAUGGCUUGGUGUCAAUUUAGGGCUAAUAGGAGCGGCAUUGACGCUAUUUGCUGGCAUCUUCUCAAUUAUCGGUCGUCAUUCACUGUCUGGAUCCAUCGUUGGCUACUGCAUGGCGUCAACCUUUCACGAUUCGUUCACGCUUUCUCGCCUGAUCAUCGUGUUCUCCUCCAUCAAAAUAGCCAUGGUGUCACUGGAAAGAAUGAAAGAGUACUUUAAGAUUGAGGUGGAGAGUUACGACGACGACGACGAGGAUGACGGAAAGCAACAAACAAAGAAAAAGUUAUCUCCAAGCAUAAUUUUUCACGAUGGUAAAAUUGAAUUCAUAAAAUACAGCAUGAAAUAUCGAGAAGAACUGAACUAUGCCCUUAAGAACAUCAACUUAAUUAUAAAGCCAAGAGAAAAGGUUGGCAUCAUGGGUAGUACAGGGGCCGGCAAGAGUUCUUUGAUCUCAGCUCUCUUCCGUUUCAGUCAGUCUGAAGGUUCCAUCUACGUAGAUAAUUAUGACAUCUCCAAGUUGCCAUUAAAGAUAUUAAGAUCAAACUUUUCAGUAUUAUCACAGGACCCGUUCAUAUUCAGUGACACGAUAAGAAUGAACCUCGACCCGACAUCUGAGCAUAAGGGGAGUGAUGCAGUUAUCUGGAAAGCACUGGAGCAGUGUUGGCCAACGUCAGCUUCUGUGCCUGGCUCGAACUCUGCUCCACAAAACUUCAAUCCUUAUCUUGGACGAAGCUACUGCUGCUUAUUUGAAACUUGUACUGCACUGCAUUUGAAAUGUGUUACUUCAUCAGCCGUAGACGUUGAGACGGACAAAUUAAUUCAGUCGACGAUCAGCAGGGAGUUCAAAGAUUGUACCGUAAUCAUCAUAGCACACCGCAUGUCUUCAACAGCCAGUUGUGACAGGGUUCUUCAUAUGGACCAAGGAGUUUUGAGAGAUGGUUGA